AUGGGCCACUACCUGUCGCAGUGGUCGGUCUCAUGGGGGUUGCCAGUGUUGACGCUGGUGUGGCUCUUGGUACUCCUGAACGGAUGUGAAGACUCCAACGACCUCUCCAUCAAGCGCAGACCCCAGAUCGGCAAAAUCGCAAGUCCACAGUGGCUGCUUCGUGAGAGCUUCAGGUCUGUCAUGGCGGAAGCCUGGCAGUACAUCUACUCUGGCCAGUUGCUGAUCCUGUUCCUCCUGGCGCAGAUGGCACCCAUUUUCUUCGAGGUUUGGAUGGAGGCGGGCAUCGUGACCUCGACGGUGCGUUUGGUGAAGCAAGUGCUGACGUUGUCGCCGAUCAUGUUUAUCUUCCAAGCGAAGGUCAUCGGCUUCUACACGAUGAACGAGCUGAAGUUUGGCGGUGCCACCUAUGCAUGGCGUGACUCCGAAGCGUUGUCGGCUCAGCUCGGGGUCCCAUCCGCCAUGGAGAGCCGGAAGUCUAUGCGGCUCAGGUCUGCCGGGCGAGUGCUGCUCCUCGGUGGGGUGGCAGGACUGGCACCUGGGCUCCUUGGACGGCGAGAGUUACGGUCUUUGCACUUCUUUGUGCCGAAAGAGCUCAGGUUUGCCGCAGGCGUCACUCGUGUCGCCCGGCCCAGUGCAUCCACCGCUUCGACCGCGUCCACGGGAAGUGCGGGAAGUGCGAAUGCGCACGGCCCAGCCACGUCCACCUCGGCGCUGGCCGGUGUGGCCAUUUCAGCGGCCUCGUUCACAUGGAGACGUCCACGGGUCAUGCGGCGAGCGGAAGAGCAGAAAGGAGUGGUGCAGCAGUUGCUGGGCAUGAAAGGUGCUGGCGAAACUGAUGAUACGCCUUUAUGGAAGAGCCUUGGAACUGAGGCGUCUCCGGAAGACUAUGCGAAGUUUUUCACCUGCGUGAUGCUCUCGGGACCGGUGCUGGUCGGCUACACGCAGACACUGAACGAUUGGUACGACAAGGAUCUGGAUGCCAUCAAUGAGCCCUACCGGCCGAUUCCCUCCGGCCGCAUCACAGAGGAAGAAGUCUGGCAGCAGAUCUAUGUCCUUGGCGGCUUAGGCCUCGGCAUGGCUUUGGCACUGGACAUUUGGCAGGGCCACUGGCCACCCACAGUCUUUGCAGUUGCAGUCGUGGGUGUCUUCAUGGCCUACAUUUACUCUGCGCCACCGCUCAAGCUCAAGCAGAAUUGGAUCACUGGUUGCUAUGCUUUGGGCUCCAGCUAUAUCGCUUUGCCGUGGUUGGCUGGUCAGUGCACCUUUGGCCAGGUCACUCCAGAGAUCAUUGCACUAACACUGUGGUACUCCGUGGCCGCUGUGGGCAUUGCGAUUGUCAACGACUUCAAAAGUGUUGAAGGAGAUCGAAAGCUGGGCUUGUCAUCAGCGCCUGUGGUCUUCGGGAUUGACACCGCCAAGUACAUGGCACCCGUGAUCAAAGACACGGUGCAGUUAACCAUAGUGGCAUAUUUGCUUUACAUCGGAGAGUGGCCCUAUGCACUUGGGCUAUUUUGUUUGAUCCUUCCACAGGUCUAUUUCGCGAAGACAUUGUUCAUCGAGGAUCCGAUCCAGAAUGAUGUAAAGUAUCAGGGUUCCUCCUUACCGUUCUUCAGCAUCGGAACCAUUGUGGCCGCAUCGGCCAUUGGCAACAACCCUUUACACUGA
This is a messenger RNA of Durusdinium trenchii, 1665 nucleotides long. NCBI's taxonomy places the organism in Eukaryota, Dinophyceae, Suessiales, Symbiodiniaceae. The record is from the annotation of a GenBank genome assembly.